GCUAACACAAGUGGGUGACAACAUGGCGUCUGUUCGGGAAGAAAUAUUUAAGUGUGUGGUGUCUGGAGACCUGGACACUAUCAAGCAGCAUUUACAAGCUGAGUGUGUCGCGGACGAGUCGCAGGAAAAAGAUUAUUUCAGUAAGAAGGACGAGUUUGGGAGAAGUGCUCUGUUAACCGCCGCCAUGUUGGGAAAGAGCGACAUCGUCCGAGUGCUGGUGAGAGGAGGAGCUCAGGUCAACGAGCAGACUGUGAGAGGUUAUUCAUCGCUGCACCUUGCUGCUUGUUGGGGUCACGUGGAGACAGUGAGGACUCUGCUUGAACAGGAAGCUGACACCCAGGCCACAACCUUCAGGGGGGAGAGGCCUGUGGACCUGGCUCAGAGAUACUCUAAGACAGACUGUGUAGAAUGUCUCACCCUGGCAGAAGCUAAACAGGACCUGAUGUCAUAUCUAGCCUUUGUUAAGAAGAUUAUUACAGACUCAGAGAGGAGCCUCACAAAGGAAGAGAAGAACAUCUGUACGCGUGCAUGUUCUGCCAAGUCUGACUGGAUCCAGAGUGUCCAACACCCAGCCGUGUCAGACUUCAUCGCCCAGAGGACAGACAUAGAGGACACUCUGCAGCCUGUUCUCAGCAAGUUGUCAGCACAAAUGCCUAAUAAACCACCUUUAAAGGUUUAAAACAGUGAUGUUGUGAGGACAUCACCUCUUCUCCGAAUCUCACCUGGAGGUAAACACUGCGUCUUGAGUAACUUUUUUUUGGACUUCCUUUAAUCGCCUGAUGGCUGUCUCAUGUUCGCCAUGUGGAACCACCUGUCCCGGAACCACCUGUCCCAAGCCCAAAAGAGGCUCAUGUCUUGUCAUGAUAGUAGAAUGAAUAGGGGACGUGAACUCUCUUCCUGACUUUUUCGUUGCUGUGAUUCUCAAGAAAAGGGAUUGAGACCAGUUGAAGUACUCAGGGAAUAGACACUAAUGUUUAACAAAAGAACACCAUCAGUACUUUAACUCUGUUUUUCUCUGGGUACUAAUUGUUGAAUGGUGGUCCCUUUGGAUGUGUAGUUUCAUUAUAUGUGUUGUGUCAUUCUUUUGUCAAUCAAUGUAUUUUUUAUUAACAUUAUUAGACAUUAUCGUCACAGUUAACUAGUCCUGAAACGUGUCCACUUUAUGUUUAGAAUCAAUGUUGAUGGACCAAUGUGUAAGUUUUGUGCAUAAAAUUUAAACGUAUUAUAAAAAUACAAAUUAAUCUAUAAGAGAAAAAGUCUAUGCUCUCUUUCCACAUCUCUUGAAACAGUGUUAAUUUCGUUGACGAAGACUAUGACGAAAUAUAUUCGUUAACGACCUAUUUUCCAUGACGAAGACGAGACGAAGACGUAACGAAAACGAAUCUUUGAAAAUAAAAACUAUGACGAAAUCUAUUUUAAAUUUCGUUGACGAGACUAGACGAGACGAAAAUGUUGGUGGUUGACUAAGUCACAAUAAAGUCACAAUAAUUUUUAAAGCAUCAUCGUAUCAGGCCGUCAUGAA
Molecule: messenger RNA, 1522 nt
Organism: Platichthys flesus (European flounder)
Lineage: Eukaryota; Metazoa; Chordata; Actinopteri; Pleuronectiformes; Pleuronectidae
Gene: ankrd45
Product: ankyrin repeat domain 45
Exons: 5
Coding region: 23-679 (218 amino acids)
Molecular function (GO): protein binding
Source: RefSeq, a predicted model, not a curated record